AUGUCUAUCCUCAAGGUACUCGCGACAGAUGCUCCCAUCGAAAGGUACGGAAUAGUUGUUCCUGAGUGGGAGGUCGAAGUGACCUCGGGAUCGACGACGGUACUCGAAGGAACAAUAGAGGAGAUACACGAGGAGCUCCUCCAGUUGAACCCCAAUUGGGAUGAAGAGUACAUGUCCAACUUUACACAGGCUGCUGCUGAUACUGAAAAGAGAGAUUCCGACAAGCAUCUCUUUGGCCGGACCAACUUCAACGGGGCGAAAUACACAUGCCGCGGCCGCUGGCCCGAGUGCCACACGGCUCCCAUUGUGAGAGGUGUAGAAUACCUAAGAUAUGUCCAAGGAAAGCCAAAGAAUGGCCCUGGCCCUGGAAACUGUGGCCGAGUAAGCUGCUCCAACAACGCCGCGAUCUGGUGGUGUAAUGAUGUCAUCCAACUGAAAGAACGCCAGCUCCAAAACCCUGAACGGAUUUGGAAGCAUUGCGGAUGGCGCUGGCAAAACGGUGGCUACAGAAGCUUUGUCUCUGGACAAGUGUUCCACAGCACUAAAUGGAACGUCAUUGUGCGAAAGGACAAGUGCUAA
Fusarium oxysporum Fo47 is the source of this 579-nucleotide messenger RNA. RefSeq lists its product as uncharacterized. The coding region runs from base 1 to 579 and encodes 192 amino acids. The transcript is spliced from 3 exons. NCBI's taxonomy places the organism in Eukaryota, Fungi, Ascomycota, Sordariomycetes, Hypocreales, Nectriaceae. The record is from RefSeq and is a predicted model, not a curated record.